ACUGGAUGAUGACUGACUGACUGGGCUCCAGGCUAGUUACCUACUGUAGGUAAUUUGACGCGACGCGAGCGAGCAUUUUAUACGAAGUCAUCGCCCGCCGUGCGCAACUUUUCGACUUCCCAACGUGUUGCCCCCUCACCCUCCCCGCGACUCGGAAAGACUACAUAGCCGAAACGUAUUACUGCCGCAUUGGUCUGCGAUCUCUCGCCGCUCCGCGACUCGCGCAGUUCCAUUUUCGUCCGCGCCUGCUCCCGGCCAUCAAGUUCCGCCCGCCCAACCGCCCGCCGCGCACCACAGCCGAACCCGGUUGCGCGCAACGAUGCCCGAACCCGUCUCCGUCCUGUUCGUCUGUCUCGGCAACAUCUGUCGGUCGACCAUGGCCGAGGGCAUCUUCCAGCACCUCGCCCAGCAGCCAGCCUACAAGGGCAAGAUUGGGCGCAUCGACUCGUGCGGCACGGCUGCGUACCAUACUGGCGAAGAGCCCGACUCGCGGACUCUUUCGACGCUUGAGGCCAAUGGCAUUGUCGACUACGAACACUACGCGCGGAGGUUUCAGACAUCCGACUUCGAAAAGUUCGACUACAUCUUCGCCAUGGACCGGUCGAACCUGUCGGACCUGCAGCGGCUGAAGCGCGGCAACCCGGAGGCCAAGGCCAAGGUGAUGCUGUUUGGCGAGUUCAGCGGCAAGGGCAAGCCCGAGGUCGUCAGCGAUCCGUACUACGGCGGGCACGACGGGUUCGAGAAGGCGUUUGAACAGUGCUCCCGGUUUGCCAAGAACUUCCUGGACGAGACCGUUGGCAAGCAAUAGACGCGCGCGGGACGAAGUAGUGGUGGUGGUGGUGGUUGAAGCCCGUGGAAGGGGCGCUGGGAGGGGAGACGGACGGAAGAAAUACGUGAUGUGAUACCCAAGCGAUAGAUGGUCGGUUUCCUUGGAGGAUGAUUUUCUUUUUCUUCUUAUAGACAACCCCAUACAUCCUUGUAAUAGACUUGUUGUCGUUUCACGGCUAUAG
This is a messenger RNA of Purpureocillium takamizusanense, 1010 nucleotides long. RefSeq names its product Low molecular weight phosphotyrosine protein phosphatase (gene stp1). Gene Ontology annotation, biological process: protein dephosphorylation. Gene Ontology annotation, cellular component: cytoplasm. The transcript has 3 exons. The record is from RefSeq and is a predicted model, not a curated record. Bases 320 to 808 code for a protein of 162 amino acids. NCBI's taxonomy places the organism in Eukaryota, Fungi, Ascomycota, Sordariomycetes, Hypocreales, Ophiocordycipitaceae. Gene Ontology annotation, molecular function: non-membrane spanning protein tyrosine phosphatase activity; acid phosphatase activity.